Striga asiatica is the source of this 534-nucleotide messenger RNA. The record is from the annotation of a GenBank genome assembly. NCBI's taxonomy places the organism in Eukaryota, Viridiplantae, Streptophyta, Magnoliopsida, Lamiales, Orobanchaceae.
AUGUCAUCAGCAUAUAAUAAGCAGGGUGGGAACAUGAUACCGCGAGGGGCCACGAAGGGAGAUAGACGACCCGAGACCAUCGAGCUUUUAAGCAUGCGAGCUAGGACUUCCGGAGCGAUGCAAAAGAGGAGCGGCGAGAGCGUGCCCAGGAGGAAAGGCCAGCGGAGGUUUGAAGAUGCUCGACUUACAAGGAGAGGAAUCGACUACCUGCAACCAACAGGCAACGAAGCGAAAGCAGACCUGCUUCAGUCAGUCCUGUGCUUGACCAGGUACAUAGCGCGCUGCCCAAGCUCAUACCUUUGCUUGCUGCUUUCUUUCACAGAAGACUCUCUCUCCUUUAGCUCUCCACUCUCUCUCGACAGACAAGCGCUUUACCCUUUCUCCUUUGACUAUUUCAGACUACUCGCUUUUAGUGGACUAGUCGCUUUAGCAGGCAAGCAAGUUCUCUUCAGGGUGACUCUCUCUUUCAUUGAUAAGGGUUCAGGUCUUGGGAUAGUUGAAUUGGACUAUGGCUUCUGGGCCCUCGUAAGAUAA